UGGGAGUGAGAGAGAGAGGUAGGAGGAACGUACACAGCGGCCUCGUAGGGCAGUCGUUCCUCCUUCGUCGUUCCUUCGCGAGGCGCGGGCCGCGCUUUUAACGAAAUUAUUCCGUGGGAGAAAAAAGCUCUCUCGGCCCCUGGGCCAAGAGCCCCCCGACACUCGCCACAGGCGUGCCCACGUCUAUCGUCUGGAGUUCUCGGUUGCGUGCUGCCCUGUCAUAGGUGCGAGUGCCCAGGUGGAAAAGCGCGUGAAGGAGUCGGAAGUGGGGAAGAGACGCGACAUAGUCCUGGUCGUCGUCCGCGGUCAGUAUCGGCCAGGAUCGAAGACUUCCGCUGAGCAACAGACUCCGAGGGACUCCAGAGGACUCUGGGGAUCCUCCGCCUCGCGUAAAGGGUCAGUACCGACCAAACUCGAGGACUUAUCCCCCCCCGGCUGGAACGCAAGACGAGUUCAGUAAAAUAGACGCGAACCGCGGGGCUUCCAGAGGACUCUGGGUAUCCUCCGUCUAGCCUCCACGGGUAGUGUCGAGCGUUUCUACUGGGUGGAACGCGAAGCAAACUCCAAGCAACAGAUUCCGAAGGACUCCAGAAGACUCUGGGGGAUCCUCGACCCGCGCCCACGGUCAGUAUCGAAGACAUCGCUCGAGUGGAACGCGAGCGGAACACAGAGCAACGGACCCAAAGUCUCGAGGACUCCGGAGAACUCUGGGGAUCCGACGUCUUGCGUACACGAAUCGAGACGAAUGAUGUACAAUUGACGAAGACUGCGCAGCGCUAGGAAUGGCCCCAUUCAGUUCCGUCUUCCUGGGCGUCUGGGGAGUGUUUGUUAUCGUUUUGAUACAAGAAGCUAGGCCCGUCAGCUGGGAGGAAUGGUGGACCUAUGACGGUAUUUCCGGUCCCGGCUUCUGGGGUCUCAUCAAUCCCGAGUGGUGGCUCUGCCACAAAGGCAGACGCCAAUCGCCGGUGAACCUCGAGCCUUCCAGGCUUCUCUUCGACCCGAACCUUCAGCCCCUGAAUCUGGACAAGCACAAGGUCAGCGGGGUCCUCGCGAACACCGGCCACAGCGUGGUCUUCGCCGUGAACGACAACGACACGCGUCAUCCCGUCAACAUCUCUGGCGGGCCCCUCAGCUACCGUUACCAGUUCCACGAGAUCCAUCUGCACUUUGGCCUGGACGAUCGGACUGGUAGCGAGCACACGGUGGAUGGACACGCGUUUCCUGCAGAGCUGCAAAUAUUCGGAUUCAACUCGCUGCUCUACAACAACUUCUCGGACGCCCUGCACAGGGCGCAGGGCAUCGUCGCCGUGUCGCUGCUCCUCCAGGUGGGGGAUCGCUCGAACCCGGAGCUGCGAAUAUUCACCGAACAGCUGGAUAAUAUCAAAUACGAAGGCCAGACGAUGGAGAUUAAGCGUUUCGUGGUGCACGAACUCCUGCCGGACACGAAAUAUUACAUGACGUACGACGGCUCCACCACGAUGCCAGCCUGCCACGAGACCACCACGUGGAUCAUCCUGAACAAGCCGAUAUACAUCACGAAGCAGCAGCUUCUCGCGCUGCGGCAGCUAAUGCAAGGGGACAAGAAUCAUCCAACCGCCCCGCUUGGAAAUAAUUUUCGACCGCCGCAGCCGCUUCAUCAUCGUCCCGUGCGAACGAACAUCGACUUCAACAACGCUCCGGGAUCGAAAAACUGCCCGACGAUGUAUAGGGACGUAUAUUACAAAGCAAACAGCUGGAAAUAACCCUAAGAAACCGAAGGGGUCCGCCUGGCGUUCAGCAGUUAACUACGCUUUCCCUGGGACGAGCUGGAAAUUCGCCGUUAAGAGAAUAAAACCCAUUGACAUAUCAAUUAAAAUGAAACGCGCGUGAUCAGCGGGUCACCGUCGAGCCGAAACGAGCGUUGAGGUCGCGAGAGCGAGUGAGGGUGAGAUAGAGAGAGAGAGAAAGAGAGAGAGAGAGAGAGAGAGAGAGAGGUGCGCAAGAGUGAGAGAGAGAGAAAGAGAGAAACAGAACACACAACAAAAAAAGAAAAAAAGAAUUGAAAAAUGCUUCGUUGUACUAUUAGACGUGAAUUGCCAAGUAUGUUUCCAGUAACGAGAAAAAAAAAUGAAGAUAUACAGAGAUAUAUAGAGAUUACAAC
Hylaeus anthracinus is the source of this 2140-nucleotide messenger RNA. It is a transcript of the gene CARPB, whose product is annotated as carbonic anhydrase-related protein 10. The transcript is spliced from 10 exons. Gene Ontology annotation, molecular function: carbonate dehydratase activity; zinc ion binding. NCBI's taxonomy places the organism in Eukaryota, Metazoa, Arthropoda, Insecta, Hymenoptera, Colletidae. Bases 783 to 1742 code for a protein of 319 amino acids. The record is from RefSeq and is a predicted model, not a curated record.